AGAGGAUUCGGAGUGGUUUUUAGCGGAGGGAAAGAGACGGAAAAAAGUGAGGAAAAAACCUGAAAAAAAAAAGGAAAAAGAAAACGACCCAACAAAUAUACGAGUACGAUUCUGUACGAGGAGGGAAAACGGAGAGAGAGAUGACGAAAUCCGGGGCAGAGAAAAAGAGGGUCCGACGGUCGUCCUCAGUUGCAAAUGGUAGCAGAGAUUCCAGCAAUGACACCCCACCUAGGAAGAAAGCUGCCAAGAAGGAUGUGUUCCAGUUGUUUGCUGAUAAGGUGAGGGACCAUAAAGACUUAGAAUCUAGAUGGGCUGUUUUACAGGAGACCCGGGUGGAGUAUUUUAGAGGAAAGGAUUUUGUUAGCUUUAUGAGAAAUCAUCCAGAGCUCAAGGAAGUACUAGAAUCUGAUAAGAAUUUAGAAGCAGAAGAUAUUGCUAAUGUUCUUUUAAGGAAGAAUCUUUUAGUCCGAUGUGAUCGUGUGGUGAAAACUGUUCGACCUGGGAAGAAGAAGUUAUCUACCUGGCCAGCACAUCUAGAGAUCUUUUCUGAUCAAGUUUUUUCUGAAAAUGAUGCUUUUUUUGCAUGGACUUUUGCAAAAAGAAGACCACUGUGGCAGACAAUUCUCUCAUUCCUUUGGCCAGUGUUGACACUGGCAAUUUGCUUGUUCCCUGUAUUUCCUCAUCAGUGCAAGCUGAUAGUACUCUACACCUGUGCUGGGGUCCUCCUUCUCAUACUCACCCUGCUUUUGUUGAGAUGUGUUAUAUUCGGUGCUGUAUGGAUCAUUCUUGGGAAGCGCGUUUGGUUUUUUCCUAAUAUCCUUGCAGAGGAAGCAACACUGAAAGAAUUAUUCCGAUUUUGGCCCACUAAAGAUGAAGAGGAACGGCCUAAAUGGACAGCAAGGCUUUUCUAUGCUAUAGUGGCUGUGCUGGUCAUAUUACUGCUCAGGCAUCAUGCACCAGAUGAGGCUGCUAGAGCCAGGUAUCAGAAGCGGGUUUCCAACAUAAUCGAUGAUGUGUUAGAGUGGUCCCCAAGAUUGGCUUUGUCAGGAAUGAUGGAAAAGCAGCAGACUGUGAUCAAUGUAACAGACACCAACAGCAAUUCUACCGAAGGGACUAAGUCAAGUACAGAAGAGGCAGCUCCGCCUGAGGGCAUGGAUGAAGAAGACAACUCAUUCCCGAGCAACUCCGAAUGGAGUGGAAUUAAGGGUGGGGAGGAUGAUGAUCAUCAACAUCAAGAAAGUAUUUGAAUGUGAAUUGCCAGCUUCUUUCUCUUCCCUUCUUUUUCUCUUCCAAAUAUAUUUCCAGAAUGUAGAACCGUUAACUAGAGCCAUAAGCAUUUGGAGUUAUAAAAUUAUGCUUCCUUUUUUUAAUAAAGCAAUUAGAUCCCAAUUUCCAUUA
Molecule: messenger RNA, 1398 nt
Organism: Nelumbo nucifera (sacred lotus)
Lineage: Eukaryota; Viridiplantae; Streptophyta; Magnoliopsida; Proteales; Nelumbonaceae
Product: translocation protein SEC62-like
Biological process (GO): post-translational protein targeting to membrane, translocation
Cellular component (GO): endoplasmic reticulum membrane; endoplasmic reticulum
Source: RefSeq, a predicted model, not a curated record